AUGUAAAGUUUAUGUGAUUUGACAUUCCUCUUCCGAUGCAUUUCAUAAUAUCAAAGGGAGUAAUGUGAUUAUUUUUGUGUGAAAAUGUUCGGAAAUAUUAGAAAAAAGUUAAAUUCUGUGAUUCAAGAAGGCCUCAGUAUAUCCGAGAACAUUUCCAGCCACUACAUCAAGCCGUCAAGUCCAAAGAGUCCACAAUCACCUCGAAGUCCAGGAUCUGUAGGAACUCCUGCAACUCCUACAAAUCCAGCAGCAUCAGUGCCUCCCUUUAUUAAUCUUUAUGCCGGAUGUGAUCUCCUGGCUAUCAAUGAACGUCAGUGGACUGAGAUACGAGACCUCAAUGAGCAAAAUGCCAAGAAAGCAGAAGAGAUUGAUGCCAGCAUCCUGGAAAUCCGGGACAGAACUGAACGGACUCUGACCACAAUUCAGGAUGUUAAUGUGACUCUGGCUGCACUUCCAGUAGUUGUCACGGCUCUUAAUAACUGUGUAGAUGUUAUUAAGGAUGUUGGUGCCAAAUGUGAGACGCUGGAGAAAAAGAUGAUGGAAUUGGAGGAUCUCUUGGAAGUCCUGGAGCUUCAGGAGAAGCAGCUGGACCAUCGAUUUGAGAUGGCAAUGUAUAAAGAGAAGAAAUUGGCUGCACUGGAAAAAGUGCGAGAGGAAUUGACAAAGAAACAUGCUGAUAAUGUGAUGAAACAUGAGCUGAAGAUGCGAAAGGUGCAGCAGGAGCGUCAGAGCGUCUUUCAGGAUGCAUUCCAAGAUGACAUGAAAUUCUACAAAGAACAAGGCACUAUUCCAAAAGUUGAGACAAAGCUGGAUGAGAGAAAAUUGUCGUUGGAGGAAGUGGAGUUGGAUGACUCAGACACAAAAGACGCCUUGGAUGAGUUCCUAAAUAAUUGACCAAGUCAAUUUGGUAACAUCUCUCCAAAGUGCCAUGUUCGGAAGUUAUCUAUUCUUUUGCUUGAGGAAUUUUGCUAGAAAAUAAAAAAUAAACUGACGGACUUGUUGAAUUUGAAAGCUCUUGGUGCCUUGUUGACUGUUUAUUAAUUAUAGUAUUUGCUGAUGCAAUCAAACGAGAGAUCAAUAAAGAAUUGUUUUAAAUAUCGA
Phlebotomus papatasi is the source of this 1101-nucleotide messenger RNA. It is a transcript of the gene Dysb, whose product is annotated as dysbindin protein homolog. The transcript has 3 exons. Gene Ontology annotation, cellular component: cytoplasm. Bases 85 to 894 code for a protein of 269 amino acids. The record is from RefSeq and is a predicted model, not a curated record. NCBI's taxonomy places the organism in Eukaryota, Metazoa, Arthropoda, Insecta, Diptera, Psychodidae. Gene Ontology annotation, biological process: negative regulation of protein kinase activity.